CAACAAUCAUCAUGUCAGUCCGGAAAUUCAAUGCUUAUCCUAUCGAUACUCACCUUCUCCAUACCUAACAAUUCCAAUUGAAGUAUUGAGCAACACCACUAUCAUUAUUAAUUACCUACUGAUGAAUCCCCAUUCAACUUAUAAAAAUCAAACCUGAGAAUCAAAAAGCUUACCUGUCUGACAAGAAAAAAGAUAAUAAAAGUCCACCUCCGUAAAAGAAAGAGGCCCGUGAGCCCCUUUCUAGGUACUUACUUAUUCUCAUGCCGUAAAGGCUCUCCUUCCCCGGAGAUCAGUUGAAACAACAAAGACGGCACGAUGAACCGCAUCGACGCCUCCGCUCACUACAGCGAGCCAGCUUCUACCGCCAGCCAAAUACCUUCUCUCCUCACCAUCGUAGUCGACACGAACCCGCGCGCCUGGGCCGCUAUCGCCGACCUCCUUCCCAUCUCCAAAGCCCUAGCCAACCUGCUCGUCUUCGUCAACGCUCACCUCGCAUUCGGCAACGACAACCAUGUCGCUAUACUCGCGGCGCACCCAAACCGCGCCGUCUGGCUGUACCCCAAGUCCCCCAACCCCGACUUCCGGGCCGCGCCCUCGCGCGCUAACGGUGACGUCGAUAUGCCCGACGUCGACGGGCGACAGCAGGACGGCGGUGUCUCGGCAGAACUCGGCGGUUCCGCGAACAAGUUCCCUUUGUUCGCCCAGAUCGAGACCUCCAUCCUGACUUCCCUCCGCUCCCUCAUCGACAGCACCUCGCCUUCCGACCUCAACCCCACCACCCUCGUAUCCGGCGCCCUCACCCUGGCCCUCUCUUACAUCAACAAGAUGCGCCAUGCCCUCGAGCCGGCCAAGACGUCCUCCGACCCCGCGAACCCGACCUCCACAGCCAUGGCCAGUAGCGGCGGCGGCGGCUCCUCCCCCUCUCCCGCCGACGCGGGCGCCGCGACCCUGCACUCGCGCAUCCUGGUCCUCUCGGUCUCGGACUCGGAGCCCGCGCAGUACAUCCCGACGAUGAACGCCGUCUUCGCGGCCUCGCACGCGCGCAUCCCCGUCGACACGCUCUCGCUGUACGGCGCCCCCACCUUCCUGCAGCAGGCGGCCUUUAUCACGGGCGGCACCUUCCUGUCCGCCGCCGGCAACCCGCGCGGCCUGCUCUCGUACCUCAUGUUCGGCUUCCUCGCCGACGCCGACGCCCGCCGGGCCCUCGUCACCCCGACCCAGGACUCCGUCGACUUCCGCGCCGCCUGCUUCUGCCACCGCAACGUCGUCGACACCGGCUUCGUCUGCAGCAUCUGCCUCAGCAUCUUCUGCGCCGUGCCCGACGGCGCCGAGUGCCUGACCUGCGGCACCAAGCUCGCCCUCGGCAGCUACGGCGCGAAGCCCGCCGUCGCCCCGCGCAAGAAGAAGAAGAGGAAGAUUCGCGCUAAUGGUACGGGGGCUAGCGAGGACACGGCCAGUGCUACAGGGACACCUGUUCCUACAUAGUGAAGGAGGGGAGAGGGGAGGGGAGAGGAGAGGGAUCGAGAGUCUUAUCUAUUGUACCAAUACCCAAAUCAUCAUCGUCGUCGUCUUUACAUGGAAAACCGGUCUGGUUAUAUCAGUGGGGUUGGAGUUUGCAUACAAGGAGUUAUGUCAGGCAUGGAAUAAAAAAAAUCACGAAUUCAGAAGCAUUAGGUAUAGUGAUGAGACAGUCAACUUGGGCGUGCUUUGAAUUUCUAG
Daldinia caldariorum is the source of this 1719-nucleotide messenger RNA. RefSeq names its product transcription factor Tfb4. Gene Ontology annotation, cellular component: transcription factor TFIIH core complex; transcription factor TFIIH holo complex. The transcript has a single exon. Gene Ontology annotation, biological process: nucleotide-excision repair; regulation of DNA-templated transcription. The coding region runs from base 316 to 1485 and encodes 389 amino acids. The record is from RefSeq and is a predicted model, not a curated record. Lineage: Eukaryota; Fungi; Ascomycota; Sordariomycetes; Xylariales; Hypoxylaceae.